Sander lucioperca (pikeperch) is the source of this 5364-nucleotide messenger RNA. RefSeq names its product striatin interacting protein 2 (gene strip2). Bases 212 to 2731 code for a protein of 839 amino acids. Gene Ontology annotation, biological process: cytoskeleton organization. The transcript has 22 exons. Gene Ontology annotation, cellular component: cytosol. Lineage: Eukaryota; Metazoa; Chordata; Actinopteri; Perciformes; Percidae. The record is from RefSeq and is a predicted model, not a curated record.
GCAGCUGAUGCUCCUCUCUGCUGUUGACUCUCUAACCCCGCCCGCUCGGGGCGCAUAGGGACAUCGAACCAAACAGGCAGGAGGAGGAGGAGAUCCUCAACUUGGGCUGAGGAGCCGGUGCAGCUCCCGGUGCGGUGCAGUCACACACAGCUCUCCACCGGACCGGUAUGCACUACCCGCGGAGGAGGAAGUAAGCUAACGACCGAGAAAGAUGCAGGCGGAGGACAUGGAGGUACCUAUCAUUAAUAAUCUUGACGAUAACGGCGACAGACAGAGGCCGAUAGGGAAAGAUGUGUUCAAGGUUCAGCAGAAGGAGUCGGAGAGCUCCAUGGAGUCACCCAACCUAGAGUUUGAGUACGGAGACACAGACACACUGACUGCUGAGCUUUCAGAGCUCUACAGUUACACAGAGGAGCCAGAGUUUGCCCUGAACAGAGAUUACUUUGAGGAGGACUUCAGGAGCCAUGCUCGAGGCAGGAGGUGGACCGAGUUGACGCUGGAGGAGCAGAGGACGUAUGUGAUGAGGCUGCUGGAUGCGCUGGAGGUGACGGACCGAGACAAGAGGCUGAAGGUGGCCAGGGCCAUCCUCUACUUGGCUCAGGGAGUGUUUGAUGAGUGUGACACAGAGGUGGAUGUUCUCCACUGGUCCAGACACAAUGUCUUCCUGCUCUACAACAUGGGCAUUUUCACGGCACUGCUGGAGCUGCUUAGCAUGGAGAUAGAUAACAACCAGGCAUGCAGCAGUGCAGUGAGGAAGCCUGCCAUCUCUCUUGCAGACAGUACAGAGCUCAGAGUGCUACUGAGCAUCAUGUACCUGUUGGUGGAGACCAUUAGAGUUCAAAUGGAGGACGACAGACCCGAAUGGAGAGCAGCAAGAGAAGCCUUCAAGAAUGAGCUAGGUUCACCUCUGUACAACGGAGAGCCCUUUGCCCUGCUCCUCUUCACCAUGGUGACCAAAUUCUGCAGCAUGAAUGCCCCACACUUCCCCAUGAAGAAAGUACUCCUGCUGCUCUGGAAGACAAUACUUUUCACAUUGGGGGGUUUCGAGGAGCUCCAGGAGAUGAAGGUGCGGGGUCGGAAGCGUUUGAACCUGCCCCCGCUGCCGGAGGACAGCAUCAAGGUGGUCAGGGCCAUGAGAGCAGCUUCGCCCCCGGCCUCUGCCAUGGAGCUCAUUGAACAACAGCAGCAGCAGAAGAGAGGCCGCCGCAGCCGCAGGAGUGCCUUUGUUGAUAGCUUGGAAGGAGACAGUCCCUUUCCCAAGAAGCAGCCCCUGGUCAAGCAGGACAGCCUGGACACGUACAACGAGCGGGACCCCUUCAAGAACGACGAUGCCCGGGACGAGGAGGAGGACCCCGAGGACACAGACAGCGGCAUUGAGGGCGAGGUGGACCCCUUGGACCGCGAUGUCAUCAUCCAGCCCCCGCCUCCGCCGCCUCCCCUCAGACCCCCCACAGAAAGGGUCAACUUCCCCAAGGGCCUUCCCUGGGCCCCUAAAGUCAGGGAGAAAGACAUUGAGCACUUCCUUGAGACCAGUAGAAACAAGUUCAUCGGUUUUACUCUGGGAAAUGACACAGAUACCCUGGUGGGCUUGCCCAGACCCAUCCAUGAGAGCGUCAAGACUCUUAAACAGCACAAAUAUGUUUCCAUCGCUGAAGUCCAGAUCAAAAAGGAGGACGAUCUGCAGCAGUGUCCGAUGAUUCUGGGCGAGGAGGAGGUGGAGGAGACACCAACAGAGAUGCUGUACCUGGGCAUGCUUCCUAACCUCUCCCAGUACGUGAUUGCCCUCCUGAAGCUGCUGCUGGCUGCAGCUCCAACCUCCAAAGCCAAAACUGACUCCAUUAACAUCUUGGCUGAUGUUCUGCCUGAGGAGAUGCCUAUCACAGUCCUUCAGAGCAUGAAGCUGGGAAUUGACGUGAACCGCCAUAAGGAAAUCAUCGUCAAGGCCAUCUCUGCUCUGCUGCUGUUGCUGCUCAAACACUUCAAACUCAACCAUAUUUAUCAGUUUGAGAUCGUCUCCCAGCACCUGGUGUUUGCAAACUGUAUCCCACUCAUCCUCAAGUUCUUCAAUCAGAACAUCAUGUCCUAUAUCAGUGCCAAAAACAGUAUCUUUGUGCUGGACUUUCCUCACUGUGUGGUCCAUGAGAUGCCUGAGCUCACAGCUGACAGCCUGGAAGCAGGAGACAGCAACCAGUUUUGUUGGAGAAACCUGUUUUCUUGUAUUAAUCUGCUGAGAAUAUUAAACAAAUUGACCAAGUGGAAACACUCCAGGACAAUGAUGCUGGUGGUGUUCAAGUCUGCCCCCAUCCUGAAGAGAGCUCUGAAGGUGAAGCAGGCCAUGAUGCAGCUCUACGUCCUCAAGCUGCUUAAGAUCCAGACCAAGUACCUGGGCCGCCAGUGGAGGAAGAGCAACAUGAAGACCAUGUCAGCCAUCUACCAGAAGGUCCGCCACAGGCUCAAUGACGACUGGGCCUACGGAAAUGAUAUCGACGCACGUCCCUGGGACUUCCAGGCGGAGGAGUGCGCCCUGCGGGAGAGCAUCGAGAAGUUCAACAGCCGCCGCUACGACAAGAACAAGAACGGAGACUUUGCGCCGGUGGACAACUGCCUGCAGAGCGUGCUGGGUCAGCGCGUGGAGCUGCCUGAGGACUUCCACUACAGCUACGAGAUGUGGCUGGAGAGAGAGGUCUUCUCCCAGCCCAUCCAGUGGGAGGGGCUGCUGCAGAAUCCGUGAUGGAGGGGAGGGAGAGGGUUGGAGAGAGUGGGGGGAGAAUGUGGUGGUGGUCACAUACGAGCCUGGUGGAGUGGUUUAAGGGAGUCCGAGGAGAGGAGGUGGAAGGAAUGGGGGUUGUAGUUCACGUCAGUGAUGGAGGGAUGGGGGAGGGUGAAGAGAAAGAAGCUGGAGAUGGAGAAGCCACCUCCCAGGCUAUCUAGUGAUGGGAGAAGAUGGAAGAUGAAGGGUAAAAUGAAGCAAAUUUGUCGAACGAAUGGAGCUUCUUGCUGUGAGUUCGUCACAAAUAGAUGUCACAAACACACGCACACUUGACGUUAACAUGUGCCUAUGACUACUGUGAACCCACAUGGACGUGACAGGCAAGAACAGAGGUAGCAGUUAAUAAGAAACCGCUGUAGCAGGAGACUGUUUCGGCCAGUUAUACUGCCCCCCCAAAAAAAUAUCUUCACCACAUUGUCAAUUUAUAUGUCCCCUUUUUUAAAUGUUGGUGCUUUUUUGACUCCUUAGUAAUGUUUUCCUAUUUAUUUAUAUCAAUUGUGGUUAAACAUUUUCUGAUAUAUAUUUUUUUUCAAUUGAGAUGUAAAUGUACAUGAUUUCUAAUCAGUUAUUUUUUUUUUUUUUACACAAAGCCUACUGUAGUCAUCAGAUUGUAGUUUGUGGGUGAUGGAUUGAUGAAAGUUUUUCUUAUGUAUUUUCUAGGAAAAAAGGCCUUUUGGAAGCAAACCACAGGGUCAUUUUGAUAGUCCAAAUGUAGAAGUGGGACCUAUUUCUACUAAUGGCAUAAUGAUCUAGUAUAAUGUCACCAAAAAAAAAAGAAAUAUACCAGCUGUAAGUGUAUGUUUUUUUUGUUUGUGAACGUAAAAAGUACGUGUGUGCAGAAAGAAAAAAACAGCACAUGAAAAUAGGCAGAUGUGUGGAGGAUGGUUUGGUGUAAGAAACAAACUGGAUCUUCUGGAAGAAACUGUAUCCUAUUUGUUCUCUUUUAAAAAUAGAAACUUAACCUUGUAUAGAGUCCUUUCUAUUCCCGGUGUGUAAAACAUUGGCAUCGUUUGAAUUUCAAAUCCAGAAAUCACAGAACCAAAUCUGUAAUUACUGAUGCCAUCCAGGAUUUGUUCAUGUUAUAACAUAUCGAACCUAAAGCCUGUAAUGGCCCCAUAGAAAAGCUCAGGGAGGGGGCUGUGUGCAGCUCUUUAACAGAGGUGGGUUGGUUAACCAGCUGUACAUUUGACCAAAACAAAUCUCUAAGUCUUCACCCGUGAAUCAUUUUCUCUUUUAAAAUCUAAAAUACUGUUUAUAAAAACUUAAAGCACAAAUCUCACCUAUAUAGUUUCCGAGUGUGGAAUGGGCAGCCACUUCCCCAGAAGUUUUCUAUGGAACCGUCCUGGGCUAAUAGAACCUCAGCAAUGAUCAGAAUAAUUAACAAUUUUGACUCCCCCUCUUACUGUCUGACCAACAGCACAAUGUAAGCCACUGUCCUCCUUGGUGUUGGCCUUGGUGAGCACUUUGCCACCCUUGCUAGGAAGAACACAGCUGUCACACAAUGGUGCUGUUUUUCAUAUUCGUCUUCACUGUACCUGAUCCGUUCCUUCACGUUACUAACUACCUAAGCGGGGCUCCAGAGUUGAGAGCUCUGGAUUGUUUCCUGGAAAUGAAGCACAAGAAGAAGCACAGAAAACAAAAAAAAAGCAUGUUCACCUUUUUUUUUCAUAUCAUUCUCGCUGGGGUUUUGUUAUCUACAUGCCUCGAGGGGUCAAGCUAAGUCAUUUAUUAUUUCUGUAUAGAACAAUAAUUUUGACACUGAGUCUUGUGCUUCUCUGUGGAAAUGUGCAUGGCCAUUGUUUUGUUUUGAGUACCUGUUCACAUUUAAAUAUGGUAUUUGGAAUGGCUUUUUUUUGGUCUACUUCCAGCGCAUUUAGAAGUGUACUUUUUUCCUCUCAAUGUGUCAGUGUUCUGCAUUACAGUGGAGGUUUUUUCUUCUUCAGGAAGGCGAAAUCUUUAAAAAUAAUAUUGUAAACUUUAUAGAUUCUCAGGUUUAUGGAGAUAAUAUAUUGCAAAAGUUUCAAAGCUUCCUUGCCAUCAUCUAGCUCACUACCUGUAGUGGUGAAUACACAUUUAUCGUCAUGUUCAUAUAAGAAAAUAACACCUAAAGCACUUAACAUUGACUGCAUAGGCUGCACAUUUUCACCAAACACAAUAAUUCAUUGUGAGUUUGUAUUUAUGUCAGCGACAUUUCAAGUUCAGAUGUAUUUUUUGUAUUUUGUGCCAAAUUUGAGUGCCAUUAUUUCAUUGUUGUUGCCUUCAUGAUCAAAAUGUAUGUAUUUUCAUUGAAAUCACCACUCAAGGUUUGCAAUACAAAAAUGUUAUUUUCUACCUGAAAAAUGUACAAUCAAUGAAAAUACCGGUAGCUGUUUCAUGUAUCUGGUACAGUAUUUUACCAGAAGUGUUUAGCAUUGUAUGGGUGUUCUAACGGUAUAUAUGUUUGUUACACAUAUUUCCAUAUCUGUAUAGUCUAGAUAAAUACUCAUUACUGAAUUUAUUCAGAGGUAUGUGCAAUUACAGAUCCAUAAAGGCAUUAUUCAAUAGAAUGACAAAGUACAAUAUCAGAGUUGCUUAUUAAACAAUGUUGAACAGUU